CUACGUUUCAGAGAGCUAUCGACAAGAUGCCGGACGAGGAACAAGAUGCAUUGGAUGCGCUAGAGAAGGAGGCGUCGGACUUUACCAAGGACGCAGAGAUUGAUCGCAUUCGCAAGGCAUUCCAGCUAGACGCAUACUCCGUGCUAGACCUCCAACCCGGUGUCGCCGAAUCCGACAUCAAAAUCCAAUACCGCAAAAAGUCCCUCCUCAUUCACCCCGAUAAGACCAAGAACCCUGCCGCCCCAGAUGCCUUCGAUCGUCUCAAGAAAGCACAAACCGCGUUGCUAGAAGAGAAAUCUCGCACGUACCUGGACGAGUGUAUCGCCGACGCGCGACGACUCCUUAUCCGCGAGCACAAGUACACCCUCGACUCCCCGGAGUUAAAGACCGAAGAAUUCAAGAAGGAAUGGCGACAGAAGACGGUACACGUGCUAUUGGAGGAAGAAGCGCGACGCCGGCGACAGGCUAAGGCGAAGUUGCAGGAAGAAGGACGGGAGCGGCGCAAGGAAGAUGAGGAGAUUGAGGAGCGGAAACGGAAACGCGAUUCAGAUAAGGCUUGGGAAGAUACGCGGGAAGAGCGAAUAUCGACUUGGCGAGAUUGGCAAAAGGGGCGGAAGAAGAGUGGUGAGGAUGGAGAGGGCAAGAAGAAGAAGAAAAAGAUGAAAGUUCUGGGAUAAUCGACUGUAUUCUUUAUAUUCUUAGUAGCGACUCGGCGUUGGAUUGUUUUUGAAUGAGAAUUGAUAACCACAAGC
This is a messenger RNA of Aspergillus glaucus CBS 516.65, 752 nucleotides long. RefSeq lists its product as uncharacterized. The transcript is spliced from 3 exons. The record is from RefSeq and is a predicted model, not a curated record. NCBI's taxonomy places the organism in Eukaryota, Fungi, Ascomycota, Eurotiomycetes, Eurotiales, Aspergillaceae. Bases 27 to 677 code for a protein of 216 amino acids.